This is a messenger RNA of Sitodiplosis mosellana (orange wheat blossom midge), 2969 nucleotides long. RefSeq names its product N-acetylneuraminate 9-O-acetyltransferase. The coding region runs from base 344 to 2800 and encodes 818 amino acids. The transcript is spliced from 5 exons. NCBI's taxonomy places the organism in Eukaryota, Metazoa, Arthropoda, Insecta, Diptera, Cecidomyiidae. The record is from RefSeq and is a predicted model, not a curated record.
GAACUCGCCGCUCGAGUAACGCGCUCGAAUGCAUCACAAUCACAAAUCAAAACAAAUUCCAACUGACAAUUUGACAUUUAGUUUUUUUUUUGUUGACUUUACUUGCACAAACAAUUGUAACAUAUAUUUUAGUGUUCUAUGCAGCAAAUGAAAUAUCAAUGAGAAGCUGUCAAAAAGAGACGUACUGAUUCCCGUACUUAUACGCACUGAACGAAAAUAUUUUUGUUCGCUAUGUGACUUAGAAUCAGUGUCGUUUUUCGUAUAUAAAACCUUCAAUUGUUUUGUGUGCUACGAUAUAAAUAGUGUGUUAAGGUUUUGGUAUUCUACAUAAAAAAGAGUGGCCAUGGAAAGACUUGAAACAGACGAUGGCAGCGGCGCUGAACGACCCGAAAAAGAUGUUAACAAAGCUGAAUAUUAUAUAUCGCAAUUGAAUUCCAACAAUGCCAAGAAAGUUGCGCUGUGCCUGGUUUUGGGUUUCAUCUUCUAUCACGGAUUGAUACAUUUGAGAUACGGUACUGACUCAUGCAAAUGGCUGCUGUCCGAUGGACGAUUCAAAGGGAAUCGAGAAUGGCAACCGUAUGGCUGUAUGAUGCAUAAAUAUUCGCAAACCGACACGAAGCGUUGUUUUCGGUAUUUGGUAUUUUGGGGUAGUCACCAUCACUUUGUAUUCAUCGGCGAUGUUCGAAUUCGUAACUUGUACCAAGCGUUUGUUAAGCAUUUGCAGGCAUAUUCCUCUGCAGCCAAUGCGGAAGACAACAAAUCGGCAGCAUUCCAUUACGACGAGCCAGUCAUAAAUCUGGAGUAUACUGAUUACAAGCUGAAACUACGAAUAAAUUACAUCUAUGCACCGGAUCUGACUCCGAUGAUAACCGAAUUCAAUCGGUGGCAAAAUACAGAAGAUCCGCCGUCAUUCAUCGUAGCGAGCACGACGAGUGCUCAUUUUCUGCAGGGAAAUAUUACAUCCGAAAUCAUGAAGAGCUACUCAAUGAAUCUAUCGAAACUACUUCAGCCCAUUGACACUUUGAAUCGGGAGAAAAAAGCGAAAAUUUUGUGGAAGCUCCAAGAUCCGGUGGAUGAGGAUAAGCUUGUGGAAGGGUGGAAAAAUGUGCAAAAUGAUAACAUUGAUAAAUACAAUGAAGCCGUUUAUUCGAUUCUCAAGUAUUCCGGCGUUCAGAUUUGGUCAUCGUCGAAGCAUAUCGCAAGUGGCCUAUUGGAUGAAGCGAUUGAUGGAUGGCAUUUGAGUAAAUUGGCUGCACAACAUGAUGUUCAAACAAUUUUGAACAUGUACUGCAACGAUUACAUGAAUUUCAAUGACGGUUCGUGUUGCAGCAGUGCCGAACCGUACACCGUGCUUCAAAUUAUUACAUAUGCUGUAUUUGGAGUGAGCUUAUCACUGACCAUGGCGAUGCUGACCCGAAGAUGGUGGCUGCACUUACGCGGAUAUACAUUCUAUGUACCAUUACGACGACAAGGAGGCAGUAGCGUCGCAAAUAUUCUCACCAACGAUUUGAGCACACCAUUGUUUGCCAUUUCAACGCUGGCCAUUAUCAUGGGAUACUUUUACCUUUGUGAUCGUACUAAUUUCUUUAUGAAAGAGAACAAAUAUUACUCGGAAUUCAGUUUUUGGAUACCGUUAGGCUAUGUAUUUGUGUUGGGGCUGUUUUUCACGGAAGAUAGUCGAUUCACGAAGGUUUUGCACAGAGAUCAAACGGACGAAUUGAAGGGAUGGAUGCAAUUAGUCAUAUUGAUCUAUCAUUUGACUGGAGCGGAAAGAAUUACACCGAUUUACAUGCAAAUCAAAGUAUUAAUUUCUGCAUAUUUAUUUCUAUCCGGUUACAAUCACUUCAGCUACAUGUGGCACACGGGCAAUGCGGGCCUAACGCGUUUCCUUCAAAUUUUAUUCCGCAUGAAUUUCAUGACCAUUGUUCUGUGUCUCUGCAUGAAUCGACCGUAUCAAUUUUACUACUUUGUGCCAUUGAUAUCAUUCUGGUUUGUGAUCAUUUACUUUGUUCUGGCGCUUCCACCGCACAUCACUUCGAGUAGCGUGGAAAAUAAUCCAUACAAAUAUUGUUAUUUGGUGUUGAAAUUUGUGUGUUUACUCAUUGUGAUCACGAUUUUCUACAUGAGCGAAGUGUUCUUUGAGCGAGUGUUCGUGACACGUCCAUGGAAAGCAUUAUUUGUUACGACCGACGAUGAUAUUCAUCAAUGGUGGUAUAGAUGGAAAUUGGAUCGUUACACAGUGACUUAUGGCAUGGUUUUUGCGUCCAUUUUUCACAUCGCCCAAAAAUUCAAUAUCAUCGAUGACAACACAAAUCACAACUUAUUACCCGGUCGUACUUCAAUUAUGGCUGCGAUACUUUCGUUGGGUGGAAUCGCUUUUUACACCACAUUCUCGUUUCUAUGCCGCAAUAAACAGGACUGCGAAGAAAUCCAUUCGUAUGUGGUAUUCGUGCCAAUCGUCAGCUACAUCGUUCUACGGAACAUUAGCGGCAUAUUUCGCAUACGAUUUUCAUCGUUUUUUGCCUGGUUUGGUCGCAUAUCAUUGGAAUUAUUCAUUUGUCAAUAUCACAUCUGGUUGGCGGCCGAUAGAAAUGGCGUUCUUGUACUUUUGCCUGGUUUCCCAACUCUAAACAUUUUGAUAUCAUCAUUCAUUUUUGUUUGUGCUUCGCAUGAAGUGCAUCGUCUAACUCAAGUCCUAUUACCCUAUGCUGUUCCAAAUGACUGGAAAGUCGCCCUGAGAAACCUCAUCGUAUUCCUAAUCGUACUUAUACCGAUCGGCAAAUAUGAUGGCAUGUUCUAAAGCCGAUCGCCUUCAGUUUCCUAAUCUUUAUUUGAACAUCCUGCUUAGUCAUAGUUACAUGGGUUAAAUUGUAUUAUAACUGAAUAUUGUGUUAGCUAUGGUGAUUUGAAGAAGAAAAAACCAAAUUGUAUCACAAACAUAAUAAAAUAAAUUGACUCUAUGAAAAUGA